AUGCCGGUGAAGCGCAGCGAGCGCGGAGGGAACGCGUCCAGCGACGCGUCUGACCCCCGUUCCCGACGCAGCACCCGUUCUGUCCACCACGAGGGAAUUGCUGCAGAAGGAGACAAUGAAGUCGGAUCACUUCCAGGGACAACCAAGGGCCUAGCGCAGCAGAUUCUGCAUUACCUUAAACCGGUCCUACGAGCGAACACCGAGCUUCGGGUUGCAAACGCCGAACUUGGGGAGGAAUGCAAACGCAUGUCAGCAGCAUACAAGAACGUGGAGGCCAUCGCGGCCGAAGCAGCGUUAUAUCGCAAGGAACUGGAUGAAUCGCGGAAAGAGGUCCAUGAGCUCCACAAGGAGGUCGCCAACCUGAAAGAACUAAUCCAGUCGGUGUCAGUGAGGCCACCCACCACGUCGCCUAGUACUCAGGUCAGCAGCCCAGGAAGAAGCUGGGCAUCCAUCGUUUCGCAAUCGUCGUUAGCAUCGUCUAACACCCGGGCGGCGCGCACUGGACUGGGCCUCCCUGCGGUGGUACUGGAUCUACGCUCUUCUAGAGAGGAUACCCAAACUCUAGUGGACGAUCUCGCGCAGACACGGGAGAGGAUCUGUACUGCACUUCAGGAUGAUACUACAACUGCGGACGUGGACAUUGUGGGGGUAAAACCUACUUCGCGGUCUACGGUGAAGAUCUUUGUCGACUCUGAGGAAAGCGUCGCGAAUCUUCGCCAGGCAACGCACUGGUUAGACUCCCUACCAGGUGCUAAGCUGCAGGGCGAACAAUGGUUCCCCAUCAAGUUGAACGAUGUCAAGAAGGAAAGUGUCUUUGAAGCGUCUGGGGCGCAACGGGAGGAUUUCGCAAGAAGCUUCCAAGACGAGAACGAUGUCGCAGAGGUUAAAAAGAUCAUUUGGCUAAGCGGAAAGAAACGAUACGGAUCUAUGGCUAUAUAUCUGUGCCGACAAGCGGACGCAGAUGCACUGCUUAGCCGUCGUAUCGCCCAUGUACGUGGGGAAGCUGCGUUCUCGGAUAGAUUCUAUGAGCGACAGCGACCCCUGCGCUGCCGCAAAUGUCAACAGUAUAAUCAUAAGGAAGACCGGUGCCCAAACCCUGAAGCCUGCGGCAAAUGUGCGGGCCACCACCGCAUCGAGCAAUGCACAUCUGAUAUCACUAAAUGUGCCGCCUGCCAGGGCAACCAUGCCGUCAGCGACCGCAAUUGCCCGAAAUGGGAUGAAGCGUGGAAAGUGAUCCGUCGACGAGAGCAGGAGAUGCUAGCCAGACGAGCAGAGUCUCGACACAAUGCGGCAUUCGCUAGUCGGAGGGCUGAGGCCGCACCGGAGCAUGAUCUGGGCGAACAAAAGGACAUUCCCGCACAGACAGAUCGACGUUGCCUCAGCCGACAUUGUCGCCGUAGUGCUAUUUACGCCCUCGCCAACUCUAACAGUAUCAGGCUGGAUGCAAUCCGGGAAGCCUAUCAUCGAGUCCAGAGCGAGUACGGGGACAACAUUGACAUUCUCAUUGUGGGAGACUUUAACCGCCACGACCAGCUCUGGGGAGGAAACCAAGUGGCCACGCGGAACCGCCAGGGUGAAGCGGAACCAAUUGUGCUCCUCAUGGCGGACUGGGGCUUAACAAGCUUACUGCCCCGAGGGAUCUUUACCCGGGAGGAAGGCCCAUAUCGGUCGACCAUCGAUCUUGUCCUUGCGUCAACGGACCUGAGCAGGCGGGUCGCGCGGUGUCGCAUCCACCCUGUUGAACAUGGGUCAGACCACCGUGCAAUUGAAACAACCUUCCAGAGCGAAGCACAACCAACGCCUCCCCCGACAACCCGCUUCUCAUUCCGCGAAGCUCCAUGGGCCGACAUCAACAGGGAGUUAAGAGACCUAGAGACGGAGAUCACAGAUAUCACCGACCGCUCGGAACUAGACGCGACUGCAGGGCACUUGACUCGCAGGUUUGUAGAUGCCUGCGGCGUAGGUGCUCUCAUCAUAGGCGUAGGCGAAGCCUUAUUUUAUGUCGCAGUUUGGUUCAUUACGUAUGAAGGGACGGUUAUGUUUAUCCGUAUGUUUACUUAG
This is a messenger RNA of Penicillium argentinense, 2061 nucleotides long. Its product is annotated as exonuclease/endonuclease/phosphatase family protein. The record is from RefSeq and is a predicted model, not a curated record. Gene Ontology annotation, molecular function: catalytic activity. The coding region runs from base 1 to 2061 and encodes 686 amino acids. The transcript is spliced from 6 exons. NCBI's taxonomy places the organism in Eukaryota, Fungi, Ascomycota, Eurotiomycetes, Eurotiales, Aspergillaceae.